CCGGCGGCCGCGGAGGCGCCGACGCCGGGCGGCACCCCGAGCGGCCGGGCCCCGGCGCCGGUCGCGGACGCGCCCGAGGAGGGGCGCCUCGGCGUCCCCUACGUCAGCCGGCCCCGCUUCCGCGAGGAGUUCCGGCGCGUGCGGCUGCUCGGCCGCGGCGGCUUCGGCGAGGUGUGGCGCUGCGAGCGCGCCGCGGACGGGGUGGAGGUCGCGGUGAAGGUCGUGCGGUACCGGACGGGUGGCGCUGUCGGCAAGAGCGUCGAGCAGCACGUUCUGCGCGAGGUGGAGGCCCUGAGGCUCCUCGGGGGCCACCCGAACGUGGUGCGCUACCACCGGGCGUGGAUCGAGCCGGACGCCGGCGGCGAGGCGGCCCCCGGGCCCCGGCCGUCGCCGCUCUGGGCGCCGCCGCCCUCCCCGGCCGUGCAGCCGCUGGGGCCCCCGGCGGCGCUCGAGGGCCCAGGCAUCUUCUCCAGUGUGUCGUGCCCCAGCGACGACGACUCCAGCCUCUUCAGCUCGGACGAGGGCUCUGCUGGCAGCCGCGUGGUGUUCUUCAAGUCCGUCGAGGACGGGGCGGAGGUGGCUUCCCCCACGUUGCCGACAGCGCCAGCGUCGAACGAGAUUGCAGCCCCGUUGGCAGAGGCCGCUGCGGCUCCGAACGCGGGCCGAUGCACAGGCGGCACGGCUGCCGCCGCCGAGCAGGACCACCACGUAUCGCGGAGCCCCGUGCAGGACAGGGACCAGAGCCCCGAUUGCUUCGCGACGCUGUAUAUACAGGUCGAGCUAUGCGAGGAAGAGACGCUGCAGGGCUGGAUUGGCAGCCGCAACGCCUGGUGCGCCGACGGCGGCCGCCUGGACGCGGACACGCCAUGGCAGGGCCGCAGGCCCGUAGACAUCACUCUCCAGUGCGCUCGGGCCCUGGCGCACAUGCACAGCCGCUCCUGCGUGCACAGGGACGUGAAGCCCUCCAACGUUCUGUUCGCCCUGCGCAGCGGCGCCGUGCGGCUGGGCGACUUCGGCCUUGCAAAGGUGGUCCAGCGGCACCAGGACCCAAGGGAUAGCCCCGCUGGCACAAGUGGCGGUUCGCCUUCGAAAGCGUCGCGGCGGGGCUCGCGGGGCACCAUGGGCACGCCCUCCUACGCGAGCCCUGAGCAGCUGUCCGGCGGCCCGCUGGGGGCGGCGACGGACGUGUACGCCUUGGGCCUGGUUCUCGCAGAGCUCAUCUGUCCUGUGCGCACACAGAUGGAGAGGGCCGCGGUGCUCGAGGGGCUCCGUGUACACCGCCGCGUGCCGCUGGGCCCGGCGGCCACCUUCCCCGAGCUCGCGCGUCUUGCGGUGAGGAUGACCGACCCGGAUCCCGUGCAGCGGCCCACUGCCAACGCCAUCCUGCGCCGCCUGCGCAGGGCCCGCCGCAGGGCCCGCGGGGCCGAGGGCGCCGGCGCCGCAGACGCGCCACCGGCAGGCACCUCUGCUGCCGCGGCCCGCCCGCCCAAUCUUAAGGGACGGCCCUCGCCGGCACCUCCACGCUGCAAGCAGCGCCGCUCCCGCCGCGAGGGGCCCGCCGUUGGCCGCGCGCACUCCCAGCGGCCCUGGCCGCAGCAGCAGCAGCAGCAGCAGCAGCAGCAGCAGCAGCAGCAGCAGCAGCAGCGGGUGCCUCGGCGCGCGCCACUCCUGGCGUCGCGCGCGCCCUGCGCGGCACUGGCCACGCAGAGGCGGUGGCCUCCCCGUGUGUGCCCGGCGCUUGCGGCCUCGUGAGGGCGGAGGAGCUGGACCGCGUGGCGAGAGCUGGCUCACACUUCGACGAGUGGCCAGUGGCGCCGAUGUUUAGCGUGCGGGCGCGCCCUCGUCCGAUGCGCUGCUGUGCAGACGUGCCAGCGGAAGGCAGGAGUGCCGAGGGUGCCUGCGGCGAGUCGCCGCCCCCCCUGCCUUCACGUGAGCUCCCGUGCCGUGCAGUGUUGCGUCGUGAGGCGUCCCGCGGGCGUGCGGCCACGCCAGUGGACUGCGUGUGUCCCCCAGCUGCUGGGGAAAUCACUGGGGCAACACUGCGGAGGGGAGAGCUAGCACAGGCCACCGGCAUCAUCGUAUAUCAUGUUCGAG
Molecule: messenger RNA, 2094 nt
Organism: Prorocentrum cordatum
Lineage: Eukaryota; Dinophyceae; Prorocentrales; Prorocentraceae
Source: the annotation of a GenBank genome assembly